AUGCAGCAACGCGCACUUCUCGCUCUUAUCUCCCUGCUCGCCGCAGUAGGCACCACGGCACCAAUCGGCACCGCACCCAACGCCGCCGCUCUCGCAGCCCCAGCCGGCGACAUCGUCGCAGGAGCCGCUAGGGACACAGCCCGCGGUGUACCCACCACCUUCGGUGCUCUCGCCGAGGGCCAGCGCGACGGAGAGAAAUCCGCUGAAGAAGCCCAGCGAGCCAACAAAGGCGGUCAGAAAGCCGCAGGCGGCGAACAAGGCGCCGGUCGCAAGGGACAGCACGCCGCAGAAGAGAGCCAGGGCGCCAAAAAGGAGGGCCAGAAGUCUGCAAAGGAAGGCCAACACGCCGAAGCUGAAGGCGAGAAACACGCUGAAGCCGGUGAACACGCCGAAAAAGAAGGACAGCACGCCGCUAAGGAAGGCGAGAAAGCUGAGAAAGAAGGCCAGCACGCUUUCGAUGAGGGCCACAAGUUUUCUGAGCACGGACAGGAGGGUGGCAAGUCCGGCAGCUACGGUGCCGACCGCAGCGCUUCCAAGGAAGGCUUUGCCCACAACAACAAGGAUGGUGCUAAGAGCGGCAACCACGCCUACGAGGACAAGUCCGAUGGAUUCUUCGGUGCCGCUGAGGGUUCCAAGGGUGCUAAGCAGGGACAGAAGUCCGCUGCCGAGGGAUCUAAGUCCGCCGAUGAAGCUUCCCAAGCUGCCAAGGAGGGACACAACUCUGCCGAUGAGGCUUCCAAGGCCGCUAAGGAAGGAUCCAAGGCUGGUGUCGAAGGCUCCCAGGGCGCUGCUGAAGGUUCCCAAGCUGCUGUUGAGGGUGCCAAGGGUGGUGCUGAAGGAUCUAAGGGCGCAUCUGAGGUUUUCAAGGCUAAGCAGGACACGAAGAAGGAGCAGCAAGGUCUCGAGGGUCUCUUCGGUGGCCUCACCGGCGGUCUUGGCCACUAG
Hypoxylon trugodes is the source of this 945-nucleotide messenger RNA. RefSeq lists its product as uncharacterized. The record is from RefSeq and is a predicted model, not a curated record. Bases 1 to 945 code for a protein of 314 amino acids. Lineage: Eukaryota; Fungi; Ascomycota; Sordariomycetes; Xylariales; Hypoxylaceae. The transcript has a single exon.